Molecule: messenger RNA, 2370 nt
Organism: Chenopodium quinoa (quinoa)
Lineage: Eukaryota; Viridiplantae; Streptophyta; Magnoliopsida; Caryophyllales; Amaranthaceae
Exons: 2
Coding region: 1-2370 (789 amino acids)
Source: RefSeq, a predicted model, not a curated record
AUGGCGGUAAGUCACAAGAAAUUCAAUGAAGUGAUGACUCAUAAUAAGAUGCUUGAAAACCCAAUUUAUCAACUUGCUAAUGCUUUGAAAGAAAAUGUUAUUCCUUCUUCUUUACCUUCCCAAGGCUUAGAUCCCAAGAGACCCAUGAAUGCUAUUGUUACAAGGACUGGUAAGGUUCUUGAGGAGAGUUUUCCUAAGAAUAAUAGAACUACGGAGGGUCCUAAGGAGGUCUUGGUAGAGGAUGAGAGAAAUGGUGCAUCUUUAAGUGAGGUUGUGAUUGAGACACCUAGAGAAGUGAGAGUGGAGAGAGAAAUUUUGAAACCCAAGCUUCCAUAUCAACAAAAAUUCAUGAGACAUAAGUUGGAUGAACAAUUUGGAAGAUUUAUUGACAUACUUAAGCAACUUCAUUUUUCUCUACCUUUUACCAAAGUUGUUACCCAAAUGCCUAACUAUAAAAAAUUCCUCAAAGACAUUUUGAGUUGUAGGAGGUCUUGUGAUGUGGUGGAGACGGUCAACUUGGCCGAGAUUUGUAGUGCAAUUAUAAUGAACAAGAUGCUACCCAAGUUGAAAGAUCUCGGAAACUUCUCUAUCCCUUGUGCCAUUAACAAGAUGCAAAUUGAUAAUACCUUAUGUGACUUAGGAGCUAGUGUUAGCUUAAUGCCAUAUUUGGUUUAUCAAAGACUUGAGUUAGGGGAACUUAUGCCUUCUAAGAUUACCUUGCAAUUUGCCGAUAGGUCAAUUAAGAUUCCCAAGGGAAUGGUUGAGGAUGUUCUUUUGAGAGUAGGGAAGUUUGUAAUUCCGGCAGAUUUUGUGGUGCUUGAAAUGGAUGAAGAUGCUACCAUUCCCAUUAUUCUUGGUAGACCUUUUCUUUUUACGUCGGGUGCUAUGAUUGAUGUUAAGAGUGCAAAAUUUUCACUCAAGGUAGGAGAUAAGGAUAUUGAAUUUGACUUGAAUGAAAGCAUGAAAUAUCCAUGUUCUUCUAUAGAAAAUUGCAUGUUGAUUGAUUCUCUUGAUCUUGUUGUAUCUUCCAUGCAUGAUCACUUGCUCACUUCUAAUGAUCCUCUUGAGAAUGUCUUGUUGAAUAAGGAUAAGAUAGGUUCUCCUAUCAAGGAAGUGGCAAUGUAUGAAGAUUUGCUAAAUGGAAGCGUUGAGGAAGUGGAUGAGCAUAUAUGCAUGAAUAUCUCAAGCCAAGAAGCUUUGCAAGCCGCCACUUUAAAGGAAGCUAAAGGUGUACCAAUGGUUGAGCUCAAAACUCUUACAUCACACCUUAGGUAUGAAUUCUUGGGACCCAACUCUACUUUCUCCGUGAUUGUUAGCUCUUCUUUGAGUAAGAACCAAGCUCAAAAGUUAUGUGAUGUUUUGAGGAAGCAUCAAGGUGCUUUGGGAUAUUCCAUUGAUGACCUCAAAGGUAUAAGCCCCGCUUUUUGUACACAUCACAUAACUAUUGAGGAGGGUACUCUUCCAUCAAUUGAGAGGCAAAGAAAGAUACAUCCCCAAAUGGGAGAGGUAGUGAAGAAGGAGAUCACCAAACUUUUAGAUGCGGUAAUUAUAUUUCCCAUUUCUAAUUCUAGGUGGGUUUCUCCCAUUCACGUUCUCCCAAAGAAGGGAGGUAUGACCGUCGUUGAGAAUGAGAAAGGAAUAGUACUCGGGCUCAAAAUUUCUCACAAAGACAUAGAGGUGGACAAGGCAAAGAUUGAAGUUAUUGAAAAACUGCCACCUCCGAUCAAUGUGAAAGGUGUGAGGUCAUUUUUGGGCCAUAUCGGAUUCUAUAGAAGAUUUAUCAAAGACUUUUCCCUCAUUGCAAAGCCCUUCAAUGAUCUUCUUCAAAAAGAUGUUGAGUUUGCAUUUGAUGACAAAUGUUUGGAGGCAUUCAAAAAGUUGAAGAAGGCUCCAAUGUCUACUCCUAUUGUUCAAGCUCCAAGAUGGGAUUUACCAUUAGAGUUGAUGUGUGAUGUUAGUGAUUCGGCAAUAGGAGGUGUCUUGGGUCAAAGAGAUUACAAGAAGCUUCAUGUGAUCUAUUAUAUUUCCAAGACUCUUAAUGGAGCUCAACGGAAUAACACUACAAUGGAGAAGGAAUACUUGGCUAUAGUUCAUGCUUUUGAGAAGUUCCAUUGUUAUCUAUUAAGUUCCAAAACCAUAAUCUUCACGGAUCAUGAGGCUCUCAAAUAUCUUUUUACCAAGAAAGAGUCAAAGUCAAGGUCAAUACGGUGGGUUCUUAAGCUCAAAACCUUCGACAUUGAGAUUAGGGAUAAAAGAGGAGCAGAGAAUAUUGUGGCGGACCAUCUUUCUCGUCUAGAUGAUUCUCAGAUUCAUGAUGAUGGUUCUCCAAUUGAGGAUAAUAUGCUUGAUGAUUUCCUAUAUGCUAUUUAA